AUGUUUAAAGCUAUAAAAGAUGCAAUGAAAGAUGCAAUAAAAGAUGCAAUUGAUAAUUUAUCUAUAUUUAUUAUAGAUCUAUGUUAUAUUAAUUAUUUAAUCGAUUUAGAUCAUGAAAUCAAUAAAUCGACAAAUGAAUUUGCAAGCAAUACAAAAAAUCAUGAUAGCAUAAUGAAAUUCAAAAAGGAGUCUGAAAUAAUAGACAUAAAAAAGAAAAUGAUAAAUGAUGUUAUUGAUGACAUUGUGGCUAAGAAGAAAAUGAGAAGAAAGCUAGUCGAUACUCUUAGUUCAAUUGAGAAAGAGACUAUCAAAGAAAAGGUUUUGCAGAUCAUAGAUAUAGAAUCAAAUGAUGUAGCCUUACAAGCUUUCUUACUAGUAUAUAGACUUUUUAAAUUUCAAAAUGAUUCUUUUAAACACUAA
Cetraspora pellucida is the source of this 420-nucleotide messenger RNA. The record is from the annotation of a GenBank genome assembly. Lineage: Eukaryota; Fungi; Glomeromycota; Glomeromycetes; Diversisporales; Gigasporaceae.